CCAUGCAUGCGAUGAAGUAGAGGAGGUGGUGGAGCACAUUUAUAACUUGGAGGUCCUCUGAGCCUCAUCAUCAUAGCGCAGUGCAGUGCAGAGACGGAGCUGAGCAGCGCCGGUAUGAAAUGGUAUUGAAGACCUGCCUGCGCUAGCAGCUAGCUGCUUGGUAGGUGGUCAAAAUCAAUGGAAUGCCCUCACUCCUCGAUCACUCCUCAGAGAGAAUACAUUACAUGAUGCUGCAUCACACGGCGGACACCAAGAAGAGGAGGAGGAGGAGGAGGAAGGAGCCACACUGUUCCUCCUCCUCCUGCUCGUCGUCGUCGUCGUCGUGGAGAUCUGCUGCUGCUGCUGCUGCUGCUCAAUCUCAAUCUCAAUCUCAAUCUCAAUCUCAAUGCUGCUGCUCUCCCGGUCCCGGUCCCGGCCCCCUCUUGGCAACAUCGUCAUUGUCCUAUUGUUGCCCCGGCGCCUCCUCUGCUUCUCGGCCGGCACCUGCAGUCCACCUAAACACUUUGCUCGUUGCACUCGCGCUCCUCCUCCUCCUCGCCUCCAGCAGCUGCAACGACCUCGACAGGAUUGGGGUCGCGGCGGCCGCGGUGCCGCCCCGGAAGAUGGCGAGGAUCCAGAGGCAUCUCGGCAGGAUCAACAGGCCCGCCGCGCGCUCCAUACAGAGCGCGGAUGGCGACAUCAUCGACUGCGUGGCGCCGCACAAGCAGCACGCUCUGGACCACCCGCUCCUCAAGACCCACACCAUCCAGGCAGAGCCGCCGCAGGUGCCCAGAGGUGGACGCCAAGCCUCCUACUUGACAGCUGCUGCUGCAACGGCGACGAAGACGAACGGGAGCAGCAGCAGCAGUAGAGGCAGGAAGGCGUGGCAGACGUGGCACCACGGGGGCCACUGCCCCCGGGGCACGGUGGCCUUCCGGAGGACCAGCACCGAGGACGUGCUGCGCGCCAGGUCCAUCUCCCUCUUCGGCCGCAAGAAGAAGAAGAAGCACGUCGACGGCGCCCGCGCCGCCAACGCGCCGGACGUCAUAACCGGCAACGGGCACGAGCACGCGAUCGCGUACACGGCGGCGGCCGGUGAGGUGUACGGCGCCAAGGCAACCAUCAACGUAUGGGAGCCGGCCAUCCAGGAGUCCAACGGCUUCAGCCUCUCCCAGCUGUGGAUCCUCUCCGGCUCCUUCAACGGCUCCGACCUCAACAGCAUCGAGGCAGGAUGGCAGGUCAGCCCUGCGCUGUACGGGGACAGCAGGCCGAGGCUCUUCACAUACUGGACUAGCGACGCUUACGAGGCUACUGGCUGCUACAACGCGCUGUGCCCGGGCUUCGUGCAGACCAGCUCCCGCAUCGCCAUCGGCGCCUCCAUCUCGCCGGUGUCCUCGCCCGGCGGGCCGCAGUACGACAUGACGCUCCUCAUCUGGAAGGACCCCAAGCUGGGCAACUGGUGGCUCAGCUACGGCGGCCAGCUCGUGGGCUACUGGCCCGCCGAGCUCUUCACGCACCUCUCCGACCACGCCACCAUGGUGGAGUGGGGCGGCGAGGUCGUCAACACCAGGCCCGACGGGGUGCACACCGCCACGCAGAUGGGCUCGGGGCGCUUCGCCGCCGAGGGCUUCGGCCGGGCCAGCUACUUCCGUAACCUGGAGACGGUGGACGCCGACAACAGCCUGGCGGAGGCGCCCUUCGACGCCAUCCAGACGCUGGCCGAGGACGCCGCAUGCUACGACAUACGCAAGGCCUACGACGACGACGACGACGAUCACCACUACCCCGGCGGAGGAGCUGGGUCUGGGUCUGGGUGGGGCACGCACUUCUACUACGGCGGCCCAGGACACAACCCGGCAUGCCCGUGAUGUCUUCUUGUCUUCUUCAUCCAUCGAUAUGAUCCAGUGGCCGGAAUCGAAGCAAACAUUAAUUCUAUUUUGCAGCUGAGCGAGCGUGCUUGCUACUGAUUUGAUUUGUUAAGCUUGCUUCAAACUAGUAAUUAAUAUAAAGACUUGUAAUUAUCUUUAAUUUUGUCGAUCGAUCGUCCACGGAUGUUGAAUUCUGAAUAUUAAUUUGUAGGUCAUAACUUGUGGUUUUCUUCUUAUAUUUUCGCACAAAAUAUUGUAUGGAUGUGUUUCGCGGAUUCGAAACUUGCAUUCGAAUUGCAUA
Molecule: messenger RNA, 2148 nt
Organism: Phragmites australis (common reed)
Lineage: Eukaryota; Viridiplantae; Streptophyta; Magnoliopsida; Poales; Poaceae
Product: protein neprosin-like
Exons: 6
Coding region: 183-1847 (554 amino acids)
Source: RefSeq, a predicted model, not a curated record